Eubalaena glacialis (North Atlantic right whale) is the source of this 1452-nucleotide messenger RNA. It is a transcript of the gene CREB5, whose product is annotated as cAMP responsive element binding protein 5. Gene Ontology annotation, biological process: regulation of transcription by RNA polymerase II. The transcript is spliced from 9 exons. The record is from RefSeq and is a predicted model, not a curated record. Bases 25 to 1452 code for a protein of 475 amino acids. NCBI's taxonomy places the organism in Eukaryota, Metazoa, Chordata, Mammalia, Artiodactyla, Balaenidae. Gene Ontology annotation, molecular function: DNA-binding transcription factor activity, RNA polymerase II-specific; cAMP response element binding.
CGCUUCCCAACAGAGGACCAUCUGAUGAUUCAUAGGCACAAGCAUGAAAUGACUUUGAAGUUUCCCUCAAUAAAAACAGACAAUAUGUUAUCAGAUCAGACUCCAACCCCAACGAGAUUCCUGAAGAACUGCGAGGAGGUGGGGCUCUUCAAUGAGCUGGACUGCUCCCUCGAGCAUGAGUUCAGGAAGGCUCAGGAGGAGGAGAGCAGCAAGCGGAAUAUCUCGAUGCAUAACACCGUUGGUGGGGCCAUGGUGGGGCCUGGAGCUCACCAGCUUGGCAGCACCCGGAUGCCCAACCAUGACACCAGCGUUGUGAUUCAGCAAGCCAUGCCGUCACCCCAGUCCAGCUCUGUCAUCACACAGGCACCUUCCACCAACCGCCAGAUCGGGCCUGUCCCAGGCUCUCUAUCUUCUCUGCUCCAUCUUCACAACAGACAGAGACAGCCCAUGCCAGCCUCCAUGCCAGGGACCCUGCCCAACCCUACAAUGCCGGGCUCUUCCGCCGUCUUGAUGCCAAUGGAGCGACAAAUGUCAGUGAACUCCAACCUCCUGGGAAUGCAAGGUCCAAAUCUCAGCAACCCCUGUGCUUCUCCCCAAGUCCAGCCAAUGCAUUCAGAAGCCAAAAUGAGGUUGAAGGCUGCGUUGACUCACCACCCUGCUGCCAUGUCAAAUGGGAAUAUGAACACCAUGGGACACAUGAUGGAAAUGAUGGGGUCCCGUCAGGACCAGACGCCACACCAUCACAUGCACUCACACCCACAUCAGCACCAGACACUGCCAGCCCAUCACCCCUACCCGCACCAGCACCAGCACCCAGCACACCAUCCUCAUCCUCAGCCCCAUCACCAGCAGAACCACCCACAUCAUCACUCCCACUCCCACCUUCAUGCACACCCGGCACAUCACCAGACCUCGCCACACCCACCCCUGCACUCCGGCAACCAAGCACAGGUUUCACCAGCGACACAACAGAUGCAGCCCACCCAGACAAUACAGCCGCCUCAGCCCACAGGGGGGCGCCGGCGAAGGGUGGUGGAUGAGGAUCCGGACGAGAGGCGGCGGAAAUUUCUGGAACGGAACCGGGCAGCCGCCACCCGCUGCAGACAGAAGAGGAAGGUCUGGGUGAUGUCACUGGAAAAGAAAGCAGAAGAACUCACCCAGACAAACAUGCAACUUCAGAAUGAAGUGUCCAUGUUGAAAAACGAGGUGGCACAGCUGAAACAGCUGUUGUUAACGCAUAAAGACUGCCCCAUAACAGCCAUGCAGAAAGAAUCACAAGGAUAUCUAAGUCCAGAGAGUAGCCCUCCUGCAAGCCCCGUCCCCACGUGCUCUCAGCAGCAGGUCAUCCAGCAUAACACCAUCACCACUUCCUCGGCGGUCAGCGAGGUGGUAGGAAGCUCCACCCUCAGUCAGCUCACCACUCACAGAACAGACCUGAAUCCGAUUCUCUAA